Ostertagia ostertagi is the source of this 588-nucleotide messenger RNA. The record is from the annotation of a GenBank genome assembly. NCBI's taxonomy places the organism in Eukaryota, Metazoa, Nematoda, Chromadorea, Rhabditida, Trichostrongylidae.
AAUCCUAAUCAACACAAUACGCAAGUGGCAUGGUCUUCGUCAUCGGCCGACGACAUACAUACCGCUCAACCAUCGCUGGCCACAUUGUCAUCAUCGCCAAAAUUAUCUCAUCUAACAGCAAGUUUCGAAUCUGCGUUACCACCACCUAUUUUACAAAAUGACGUCAUUGCUUCGUUGCCUAAUUGUGUGGUCGAGUCGGCUAGACGAGCAUCGUCGCAUGAACCAGGGAGUUUUCCCCAGCUGGCCAAAGCUCCAGGUGACGUAUCCAUGAGUCCACACCAGCUGAUACUAUGUUUGUCAACAGCAAGCAAAAAGCUCUCACCGGUCCGAUACUCGUUCCAUUCGAAUCUUGUGGUAGUUUUUUUUCUUGAAUUAUUCUCACCGGUGUACUUGCUGCUGCAUAGUGUUAUUUCAGCUAUCGAUCGAGAAAAGUUUGAUGAUGCGCAGAUCUUCUACGAACGCUUGAGAGCUGAAUUUCCUGAUGAAAUGGGUCCAUGGGCACAACAAGGCAUUCGACUAUUAAUUAGUGAGCUUCGAAGACCGGCUUCACGAAUCGGUUCUGCAGGACCGCAUAUCAGGGCUCAGUAA